Molecule: messenger RNA, 4900 nt
Organism: Entelurus aequoreus (snake pipefish)
Lineage: Eukaryota; Metazoa; Chordata; Actinopteri; Syngnathiformes; Syngnathidae
Product: aggrecan core protein-like
Exons: 20
Coding region: 1-4752 (1583 amino acids)
Biological process (GO): cell adhesion
Molecular function (GO): hyaluronic acid binding; calcium ion binding
Source: RefSeq, a predicted model, not a curated record
AUGUGUCAAUUAGACCAGUCCCCGACUGAAACUCCCUUCCAGUUUCAAACCAGGACUUUCUGCACAUUUAACAACAACAAGCCCUGGUUUACACCUCAGCUUAGGGAGCUGCGUCAGGCCAAGGAAGACACCUACAGGAGUGAUGACUGGGUCCUGUUCGAGAAGGGCAGAGAGCAAACUGGCAAAGGAGAUCAGGAUGUGCUGAGUGUAAACAUCCCCCUAGAGGAUCCGCAGCAACCUCCACUUGGAGGAUCACUGGUACUUCCAUGCUACUUUGAGGACCACACAGUUCCAGACAUAGGUGCUCCCACCAUCACUCCCCUUGCUCAUCGCAUCAAAUGGAGCCUCAUCACCAAAGACAAGGUCUCCACCAUUUUAGUUGCCCUAGAGGGAGCUGUACGGGUCAGCGAGAGCUACUUGGGCAGGGUUCAACUGGUGGGUUACCCUUUGACCCCGACAGAUGCUAGUAUCAAAAUAUCCGGGCUAAGGUCAAACGACUCAGGAUUCUUCCGCUGUGAGGUUCAGCACGAUAUUGACGACAGCCAUGAUGAGGUCCAUGUUAAGGUACAAGGUGUGGUUUUUCACUACCGAUCCAUGAUGGGUCGCUACACAUUGACGUUUGAGAAGGCGAGAGAUGCGUGCACAGAGAACAGUGCAUUCAUGGCUUCACCUGAACAAUUACAAGCAGCUUUUUAUGAUGGAUUCCACCAGUGUGAUGCUGGCUGGCUUUCUGAUCAGACAGUGAGGUACCCAAUUCACGACCCUCGUGUCAAUUGCUACGGCGAUAAACAGAGUCUGCCCGGGGUCAGGACAUAUGGAGUGAGACAGCUCAAUGAGACCUAUGACGUUUACUGCUUCAUUGAGAAAAUGACAGGCAGAGUAUUCCACGCCACGUUAGCAGAAAAGUUCACUUUCUCUGAGGCUGUGCUGGCAUGCUCUCAAAAGGGAGCCGAGCUGGCCACCACCGGUCAGCUGUACUUGGCCUGGCAGAGUGGGAUGGAUGUCUGUAACGCUGGCUGGCUGGCUGACAGAAGUGUCCGCUACCCCAUCAGCAUCCGGCGGUCUCAGUGUGGAGGGGGUCUUCUGGGAGUGCGAACAGUGUACAUCCACACAAAUCGUACAGGAUAUCCACCUCCUGAGUCUUACUAUGAUGUCUUCUGCUACACAGAGUUCCCAGAUGAUGAAGGUUCAGGAAUAGUAGACGAAGGCAACGGCGUGUUGAGCGUUGCCCCAGUGACGCAGAGCCAAGAGGUUUUCUUCGCAAAGACCUCAAGAGAGAGUGAGGUUGUUGGAGAGGUGGAGACCCAGCAACCCACAGAAGUAGACCUCACCUACACACUGAGUCCUAUAGAGCUAACACCACCUAAAGUCACUGACCUACCUACCGAUCUAAUAGAGCAAGUCGCCCACCAAUCCAACCUAGGCCAAGAGUCCAGCAAAGUGGUUGUGACACCUCAAUUUGGUGUGGUCUUUCAUUACCAUUCAUUGUCUGGCCGCUAUGCCUUCACCUUUGUUGAUGCCCAGUUGGCCUGUCAGAGUGUUAGUGCCUCCAUUGCUACACCUGAGCAGUUGCAGGCUGCAUAUGAAGCUGGAUAUCACCAGUGUGAAGCCGGAUGGUUAAUGGACCAGACAGUCAGGUUUUCCAUUGUUUCACCACAAGAAAAGUGUGCAGGAGAUUUGGGAGAUCAACCAGGAGUUUGGUCUUAUGGUCUGAGGCCAGCAGAUGAACUGUACGAUGUGUAUUGCUACAUAGAUAAGCUCAAAGGUCAGGUUUUCCAUUUAGAGUCUGCUGAUGGUUUUACUUAUGAUGAGGCUGCAACUCAGUGUCUUGAGCACAAUGCUAGCCUGGCCUCAGCAGGAGAGCUCUAUGCAGCCUGGAAACAGGGUUUUGACAAGUGCGAUGCAGGCUGGCUCAGUGAUCGUAGUGUCCGUUACGCCGUCAAUAACCCGUCUCCUGAGUGUGGGGCAGGCAAGUCAGGAGUUCACACUGUCUAUGCCCAUCCCAACAGGACAGGCUACCAUGAUAUUAACAGCAGAUUUGAUGCAUAUUGUUUCAAAGUAGACAUUCAACUAAUUGCAAAUGAAACUGGACUGAACAUCACAGACAUCCAGAAGGCCAUUCUCAACUUAACGUCCAUCACAGAUUUUGUGAGACAUGUUAUCCCACCUAUCCUUGUGGAAUCUUCAAGCUCUGGUUCAGGUUCAGCAAACUUUGGAUCAGGUUCUUUGGUUGAGAAUACCUCUGGAGACUUCUCUGGCUCUGGGUUUGGAUACAGAAACAAUGAUAUCUCUGAAGACCUCUCAGGAUCUGGAGCCCAUUUGACCUCAGGACAGCUGUCUGGAUCGGGUUCUAGACACCACAUUUUCUCCAAAGAACUAAAUGGGCCUGGAAGCGUGCCUGGUUCUGGAGAACAACUGACCUCUGGAGAGCUGUCUGAAUUGGGUUCCGGAGAGCAGAUUAUCUCCAAAGAACUGUCCAGCUCUGGAAACCUGCCUGGUUCUGGAAAUCAACUAACCUCUGGAGAGCUACCUAGAUUGGGUUCUGGAGAAACGAUUUCCUCCAAAGACCGGUCUGGCUCUGGAAGCCUGGCAGGUCCUGGAAACCAACUGGCUUCAGGAGCCUGGGGGAUCUCUGGGGACCUGUCAGGUUCUGGUGACCAGGUUAUCUCUAAAGACUUGUCUGGCUCUGGAAGCCUGUCUGGCUCUGGGGACCAGUUUAUCUCCGGAGACUUGUCUAGCACUAGAGACCAGUUUGGCUUUGGAGAUAGUGCAAGUGCUGUCCUUCCCUAUGGCACACUAGAUGUUAAUGAUGCUGUUUUUUCUGGAUCAAGGAUCAGUGGAGAACAAACCAUUUCUGAUGUCUCUGUUUCCAACAGUGACACAAUUCUACCCGGAGAAAACUCAGUUUCAGAAGAUUUUCAAAAACCAGAAGAGGCAGGCACAGAAAUGUUUAUGUUGCCUUCCUUUGAAAUAGUUUCAGGCGCGCUGAGUGGUGUUGGUGACCUGUCUGGAACUGGGAGUGGACAUGGUUUCAGUUCUGCAGAGAGUGGUUCAACAAUGGAAUUUUCAGGGGAGAAUGGCCAGUCCUCUGGAAUGGAAUCUGGUCUUAUUAGCAGUCUUGACUCAUCUGAUUUCAGUGGUUUCUCUGGAUUUUCGUCUUCAGGAAGUGCUAGUGCAGGAGUUGUUCAUGAAGCCGGAGUUGCUCAGAUCUUGUUCAUGGAUAACAAAUUGAUUGAUGCAUCUACCCCUAUUACUCAAAAAGACCAUGAAUUGGGAGGGGGACUGCUGGUGGUCAGUGGUUCCGAGGACAGUUCUAGAAUGCUUAGUAAUUAUCUAAAUCCAGCUGCUGGAAGUGGUUCUAGAGUCUUCUUGGAUGUGACUUUUAAUGGGUCGGAGCCCAUUGACCUAACUCAGUCACCAUCUGGGAAUCAGGAGGCUUCUGGGUUUUUACUCUACAACCCUGGAGAGGGCAGUAUAAGGCAUAUGUCAGGAGUUAGCGUCUUAGAUCUCAUUUCUGGGUCUGAAGUGUCUGGGGAAGGAGGCAGUGUUACAUUUUUAAAUGAGGAUGUUAUAACAGGGGUAUCUAGAAAUGUUUUGAUGUCUCCAGAGAGUAAACAAGGGGCAGUAGAGUACAGUGGGACAGAGAUCCACAGCAGUGGCAGUAGCUUACUCACUAAGAGUGGCGAUACCACCUUGUCAGGUACUGAAGAGUCAUCACAGGUGCCAAAAACACCGUCCACAGAGUAUGGAUUAAUCAAGACUGUCACACCCACGCACUAUCGGGCUCUACCUUCUAAAAUUGAUCUUGCCUUCCCGUCUGAUCCCCCCACUGUAGUAACACCUGUUAAGGGUCAGGAGGAUGCAGAGAACAUAGUAGGUGACCCAAAUCCGUGUAAACGAAACCCCUGUGGUGCUUCCUUGUGCACAGCUGAAAAUGGGUUUGCUGUUUGCCAAGAGUUAGAUGUCUGCCACUCCAAUCCUUGUGCCAAUGGAGCCACCUGUGUGGAGAGUGCUGACUCUUACAAAUGCUUAUGCCUGCCGAGCUACGGAGGGGAGCACUGUGAAAUUGAUGAGCAGCUGUGUGGUGAAGAUUGGAUUAAGUUUCAGGGUAAUUGCUACCUGCACUCCACUGAUAGGAAGACAUGGUUGGAUGCGGAGCAACACUGCCGGGACCUGAAUGCACAUCUGGUCAGCAUCAUAACACCAGAGGAGCAACACUUUGUCAACUCAAAUGCACAGGACUACCAAUGGAUCGGGCUAAAUGACAAAACAGUGGAAAAUGACUUCCGCUGGACUGAUGGUACUCCGCUGCAAUAUGAGAACUGGAAGCCAAACCAGCCAGAUAAUUACGUUCACUCUGGAGAAGACUGUGCGGUGAUGACCUGGCAUGCCACAGGCCAGUGGAAUGAUGUACCUUGCAACUACCAUCUACCAUUCACCUGCAAGAAAGGCCCUGCCUCAUGUGGUGCCCCACCGGAAGUGAAAAAUGCCCUUAUGUUUGGGAACAGAAGGGAGGAAUAUCCUGUCAACUCAAUCAUCCGUUAUCAGUGCAACCCAGGAUUUAGACAGCGCUAUCCACCAGUGGUUCGUUGUAAGGCAGAUGGACAUUGGGAGGAACCCCAGGUGAAAUGUAGUCAGGGUCACGGGGGCAGCAGCCUAAGCAGGGAAGCCCAGACUUCCCUCUCCCCAGCCACUUCGUCCAGCUCUUCCCGGGGGAUCCCGAGGCGUUCCAAGGCCAUCAGGGAGACAUAGUCUUCCCAACGUGUCCUGGGUCUUCCCCGUGGCCUCCUACCGGUCGGACGUGCCCUAAACACCUCCCUAGGGAGGCGUUCGGGCAUCUGGUCAGAUAUAAACCAGUUGCUGAAAUAUGAGGGGUGCACUCACUUUUUAUUACUGUAUU